AGGGGGAUAAGCCCCACAUCCUUUAUAAAACUGUUGGUGCUGUUUGUAGAUGACAAAUGAAAUGUGUGAACGCUUUUAUUCUUUUUUAACAACAAGAGAGCUGCUAUUAAGGUGAAUAUUACCUCAUCCUCUUCCUUUUUAAGUCUGCUGUGGUGCAGGACUCUGGUGGUUUUACCCAGUUUAAGUCGGUGUCAGGGUCUGAACUGACUGGGAUUGUUAAUAAAUUAAAAGCACCUUCUUCUCCCUUGGAUCCAGUCCCACCUCGCUCUUUUAAACAGGUUUGGGCCACUCUUGGCUCUUCAGUCAUGGAGAUAUUCAAUAGCAGCCUGUCAUCAGGUAUUAUCCCAACCUUCUGCAAAAAAACUGUUGUUGAACCUUUAUUUAAAAACCAGGUCUGGAUCCAACGUGCUUGGCCAACUAUGGACCAAUUUCAAAGCUGCCGUUAGUGUCUAACCUUUUGGAAAAGUGUCUAACCUUUUUUGCAUGAUAGUGGGAUUUUAGACACUUCAGUCAGGCUACAAGGCAUCUCACAGCACAGUCUGCUCUUUAGAAAGUUUUUAAUGAUCUUUAUUUAACCACAGACUCUGGUCAUUCUUCUGUUUUAGUACUUUUAGACUUGACUGCUGCUUUGGACACAGUAGAUCACACAACUCUUUUAAACUGCCUUGAAUAUUGUGUGGGUGUUAGGGGGCAGCCCUCAACUGGUUUAAAUCUUACCUGUCAGGGCGGUCCCUAACGGUUAGGCUGGGGGACUCCACCUCGUCCUCUGCUCCUCUACUUUCUGGAGUUCCCCAGGGUUCAAUUUUAGGACCUGUGCUCUUCUUUAUACCUGCUUCCUUUAGAUGAAAGUUUUAGGAAACAUGGCCUGUCAUAUCAGUUUUAUGCAGAUGACUGCAAACUGUACAUGCCCUUUGUUAAAAAUAAUGGAAGCCCUUACUUAACUGUCUGGGGGAUGUCAGAGUUUGGUCCCCCAGCUCUAUAGAAAAGUGGAUUGGAUUGGAUAGCAUGUUCCUAAGUUCCUUUGAAGUUCCUCAAUGAACCUGUAAAACAUCUGAAUUGAUCAGGUUUUUCUGGGGGGGCAGACACUUCUGCGCGGUACAGCAAAUGAAAGCUUUUAUUCUGAAAAGAAGAAAAUGAUUGUUUCAGGAAAACCAUACAUAAAUGAAUUCAGGUUCAAAUCUUUAAUGCAUGACUGCUGAGCUAAGCUCCUCCCACACUGUCACUGAGCUUUCACCUGUCUGCUGCAGGGCAGAGCAGGUGAAUGUGGAGCUGCAUACCUGUGCAGGUGAAUUCCUUUGAAGCUGUUUUCUUUUAAAAUUUUAUCUUUGAUGUUUGCUUUUGGUUCUUGGUGCAAAAACGCACUAAACCAGGCUAAAUAUCAAACUUUCCACAUUUGUUGCAUAAACCAAUCCGGAUCAGAGAUCUUUUAUUUGUUGGGAUAAUCGCAGUUUCAUUUGGCUCAGAUUCAUUUAGACUGAAUUAGGUUUGUGUGACCUUUGUCUGAACCAAUAUCUAAACGAAAGAACGUUUAACUAGUACAUAUUGAAAAGUUUUAGCCCCGCCCACCACUCAAACCCUAAAACACAAAAAACCUUAAAGCCACUCCAGCACACAGUCUUUGUUUGUUUGGGGUGCACUGUGUGUUUAUGUUGUACAAUGUGUAUUUGUGUUGUACAGUUUGUGUGAUUAGAAAGUGAAUGUACUGGGUGGGAGGAGCUUCAUUCAGGCACAUCAACAGCUGUCGUUCAGUCACACACCUGCGUCACACACCUGUUUGCCGGUUCCUGUCGUGGCGGUUUGGGCACGGCGCCGCUCACAUUCCUCAGCGACACUGUCAAUCACAGGUGUCAUUUCUCUAGCCGACCUGUGAGAAGCAAAGAUUCUACUCACAGUCAGAACCCGACCAAGCAAAAGCACCUCUGAGACUGUGGCAGAUGAAGUGGUGGUGUUCCUCAGGGCUCCUGUCUGCUCCCUCUGAUUCUCCGUGUUUGUCAGGAAAUGUCUGAGUCUGAUGAUUUUCAUGCUCGCAUCAGAUCAGAGGUCAUCAGUGAGGGGGGCUGAAGGUCAUGGGGGUCAUGGAGGCGGAGCCAUGUUGUGCAGAGUGUGUGACGCACAAACAUUUGUCUCUGUUUCUGCAGGGCUCAUGAGCAUGGCACUCAGCACCGUCAUCCCCACCGACAGACCCACAAACCAGUGCCUGCACAACAGCGACACGUUCAAGUACUACGUCUACACCUGCACCUACAUGGUGGUGUUCCCCGUGGCGUUCCUCUGCAACAUCGGAGCGCUGGUGGCCUUCCAUAGGAUGAAAAAAAAAAGCACCUCCUCCUGCAGGGUGGUCAUGAUGAACCUGGCCAUCUCAGACUGGAGCUUCUCGCUGACCCUCCCGCUGCGACUGGUGUACUACUUCCACAACAGAAGCUGGAUCUUCCCCGACUGGCUGUGCCGCCUGUGCACCUACAGCUUCUACGUGAACCUGUACAGCAGCAUCCUCUUCCUCACCCUCCUGAGCCUGCUGCGUUGGGUUGCUGUGGCCAAGCCGUUCAAACAAAGCUUUGAAUCCAAACCCAGGCAGGUUUCACUCGUCUGCCUCGCCAUCUGGCUGUUUGUGGGCCUGGCCUCCAUACCCUUCCUGUCUGAAGGAGUGGUUAAAAGAGAUGGGGUUCCUCGCUGCUUCGAGACGUCAAGCCACUCCUCCUGGUGCCGGAUCAGCAUCCUGAACUACAUCGGUUUGGUCUUCGGCUUUCUGCUGCCCUUCCUCACCAUCCUCUUCUCCUACCUGAGGAUCGUCCCCAUACUCAGGUCCCACCGAACCGAGGGGUUCACCAUGUCCACGGCCGACCCCCGUUCUCGCAGGGAUGGGAAGCGCUCGGUGUACUUGGUCGCCAUGGUGAUGGUGACCUUCCUGAUCUGCUUCCUGCCGUACCACCUGAUCAGGACGCUGCACCUGCACUCCAUGUGCGGCAACUGGAGCUGCGGCGUCAAGGUGCCCCUGCAGCGCGCCGUGUCCGUCACGCUCUGCAUGGCGGUGUCCAACUGUGUGGUCAACCCGCUGCUGUAUUACUACUCCACCAAAUCGUUCAGGGACGACGCCCAAAAGGUGGGCUUCUCCUGCAGGUUCAGCAGGUUUAGUAGGUUGGGGUUUGUGAGGGAUCAAGCGGCCAAAGAGGACAACAAUAGUUUAUCAAUGAAUUAGUUUUAAAAGUUUAAAAUUUUUCUCCAAAAAUGUAAAAAGAUGAGCAAACUG
Molecule: messenger RNA, 3247 nt
Organism: Oryzias latipes (Japanese medaka)
Lineage: Eukaryota; Metazoa; Chordata; Actinopteri; Beloniformes; Adrianichthyidae
Source: RefSeq, a predicted model, not a curated record